Messenger RNA from Podospora anserina S mat+, 399 nucleotides. RefSeq lists its product as uncharacterized. NCBI's taxonomy places the organism in Eukaryota, Fungi, Ascomycota, Sordariomycetes, Sordariales, Podosporaceae. The transcript has a single exon. Bases 1 to 399 code for a protein of 132 amino acids. The record is from RefSeq and is a predicted model, not a curated record.
AUGGAAUCACCGCAGCAAGUCGCAGUGAUGAACGCCUUCGAUUGGUCCAUGAUCCGUAAGUGCCUUUACGUGCGACCUUGUUUUCCAUCUUCUGUCGACCUUGACACUAACAUUCUCUCAGGUGCCCGUCUGGACAUUAUAGAUGACGAUCAAGAGAUUACACGCCCCGGGGACGUCAUUAAAGCUGCCGCCAACACCAUCGUCGACGAAUUAUACACCAAGCACAAGAUGUCGAUCGACGGGCUCCGUAGCGAUGCUCUCAACAUGCAGGGUCAAUCUCACCAUAUAGCAUUGAUCGAACCUCCUACCAUUGCCAAGAUCUUUGAAACCCUUUUCGCGGCCGCUAUGGCCAGAAUCGAGGAGCUACACAUUAGAGCAGGUCCUGGAAGGUUUUGGUAA